UGCCGCUGCGCUCGUAAUCCGCCAUCUCUGCUCGUCUCGGACUCGCCGGCAGGUGGCGCCGGUCCCAUGGACGCUUCGUGCAAUGUUUACGAGCGACGAAGAAGACGACGGGCGAAACAUGUCAGCAGCAGGCUAACUCGGCGAAAACACAAAGCGAACUGGCCCCUUUAAACGCUUGGUGUUAAACUAUGAGCCAGUCAAGAUGGGGCAGGCCCUGUGUGUAUGCUCCCGUGGCUCCAUCACCAUCGAUAACAAGAAAUACUACUUCGUCCAGAAACUCGAUGAAGGUGGGUUCAGUUAUGUGGAUCUGGUAGAAGGAGUGAAGGAUGGGCGCUUCUAUGCCCUGAAGAGGAUCCUGUGCCAUGACCGCGAAGGUCGCCAAGAGGCUCAGACGGAGAUGGAGAUGCAUCACAUGUUUAAUCACCCCAACAUCUUGAGCCUAGUUGCACACACCUUUGUUGAUCGCGGAGGCAAAAGUGAAGCCUGGUUACUUCUGCCUUAUAUAAGUAAAGGCAGUCUGUGGUCUGUCCUGGAGAAGCUAAGAGACAAGCGGAGCUCAAUGCCCGAAAAACUGAUUCUGCAAAUUUUGCGUGGCAUCUGUUCUGGACUCAAGGCCAUUCACGAAAAAGGCUAUGCACACAGAGAUCUGAAACCCACCAAUGUGCUUCUGGAUGAGGAUGAUAGGCCAGUUCUAAUGGACCUGGGCUCAAUGAACCGUGCCAGGAUUGAGGUUAAAGGUACCAGAGAAGCCAUGACCAUACAGGACUGGGCAGCCCAGCGUUGCACCAUUUCCUACAGGGCUCCUGAACUCUUCAAUGUAGAGAGCCACUGCAUUAUAGAUGAGCGGACUGAUAUCUGGUCGCUCGGCUGUGUGCUUUACUGCAUGAUGAUGUUGGAGGGGCCAUACGACCUGGUGUUUCAGAAGGGGGACAGUGUUGCCCUCGCUGUCCAGAAUCCAGUGUCCAUCCCACAGUCUUGCAGUUACUCCCAGGGCCUGCAGAUGCUGCUGAGCUCCAUAAUGGUGACGAACCCUCAGGAGAGACCAAACAUCAGUUGGGUUCUUGACCAAGUACAGGACCUGCAGAGUCGCAGCCCCAACACCCAAACCAACAUGGUCUGAUGUUGCACGGUGCACUAGAUGCGGACUCUUGUGGACCUCUUGUGGACAUUUUAUUUUAAGCUUGAAAAUAUUCCUGUUAUUUAUUCACUUAAGUUGAAAAGCCUAGGUACAGACUUCCACUUAGCUUGGGGGGAACUCGGCAACAGUAUCAGCUUCAUGAAUGAUCUGAUCCAGCCUGCGUAUCAUAGUUGACUCUUGUAAUCCCAACCAAAUUAUCCCCAAAAAAUCUGAAUUGCCUUAAAUGUAGUUUGACCCUGCAACAUGCAAGGGUUGCUUCUAAUAAGGAAGUGGCCUUACGUUGUUCAGAGACACUUCGACAUUGUGGAAAAUAUUUGCAUUCGCUUUCUCCAAGAGUCACAUGAGAAGAUGAGUAAAUUUUCAUAUUGGCAAACAUAAAGGCAAACUAUGUUUGUGAAAGGUUAAUUUAUCGUCCAAAUUAUAAACCGGUCGGGCUCCACUAAUUUGCAAUGUUAUUAUUUUACAGUUUCUUUUUUUAUGGAUGAACAGAAUCUAGCUAGCUGCCCCCCCCCCUCUUUUUAUACUUUAUGCUAAACUAAGCUGACAGACUGUCAGCUGAAUUUCUAUUGUAUUUCUAGUGCAAAAAAAGGAAUACAUUAUUGUCUUAAAAUUGUAUUGUAUUUUUUUUUUUGAAAUAAGAAAAGGGAUAACAAAGGGUUUGUCAAACCUUCCAGUGGAUGAUGAUAAUAAUAAUAAAUUUCAUUUAUAGAGCACUUUUCAUUGCUAAAAGCAAUCUCAAAGUGCUAAGGAUGAGGAUACCUGAGUUCAAUACAUAUCAGAUGACAUUCCCUACCAAGAAGAAAUAUGGUCCAAUCUAAUUUUUCCUUUUUCUCAGUUCCCGACUUUUGCGUGUGUUGCAUGUGUGUUUUCAUCAUCAACAUACAACGUUGCACAACUUCACACUGCUUGUGCUCGUCACCUGCAAUGCUGCGUUUGAACACACAGAGGUGCUUCAGCAUCACAGUACCCUGCCCCACGUACAGACAUGGUGACUGACCAUGUUUCUGUCUGUACUGUAGUUGUCUUGGUAAAACACAGAACAAAAGCUGUUUUCACAGAAAGAAAAGAAAAGGAAAUCGAGGGGAAGGGGUCAGAUCUUAUUUGUAUACACCUUAAACAACUGAGAAAAAAGUUCAUGUUUUUAUUAACCCUAAGUCAAAGUCAUUGCACCGACAGUUUAUACCCGAUUUUCCAUUCCUGCUAUGCUUGAGUUUAAUUCUGGGUUUCUUUCCACGUGCCAAUGUGCUCUGACUCUUUUGUUCUCAGGGUUCACCCACAUCUCAAAAGAGUCUGAGGGUCUUUACUAGUAGAUCCAAACGGUACCUCCCUUAAAACUAUUAUUAGAUAAAUUUAAACUUGGGGCAUUUAAGUUAAGAUUUAUGCUUGUGUGGCUCUGUAAUGCAGUGAAAUCGGACGAUAUUAGAACUGAAAAAGUUCCUUGAUAGUUAACGUAUGCGGUUCAUUGUUGGAAUGGUGACUGGCAUACUGUUUUAAUUAUUUUAUCUUUUUAAUGCUAAGUUUGGAAAUUACUUAGAUUCUUUUUUGUGUUGCUGUUAAUGGCAAACUAAUACUGUUGUCACUCUCGAGUGUACACUAAGGGUGUGUUAUUUGAUUAUUUUUCAUCUGUUAUUCUCUGCACAGUAAAUGAUAAAUAAAUAUUGAAUAUGGA
Scophthalmus maximus (turbot) is the source of this 2807-nucleotide messenger RNA. RefSeq names its product serine/threonine kinase 16 (gene stk16). Gene Ontology annotation, molecular function: protein serine/threonine kinase activity; ATP binding. The coding region runs from base 203 to 1120 and encodes 305 amino acids. Gene Ontology annotation, cellular component: Golgi apparatus; cytoplasm. The record is from RefSeq and is a predicted model, not a curated record. The transcript is spliced from 8 exons. Gene Ontology annotation, biological process: protein phosphorylation. Lineage: Eukaryota; Metazoa; Chordata; Actinopteri; Pleuronectiformes; Scophthalmidae.